This is a messenger RNA of Onychostoma macrolepis, 876 nucleotides long. RefSeq names its product small integral membrane protein 7 (gene smim7). The record is from RefSeq and is a predicted model, not a curated record. The transcript has 5 exons. NCBI's taxonomy places the organism in Eukaryota, Metazoa, Chordata, Actinopteri, Cypriniformes, Cyprinidae. Bases 109 to 342 code for a protein of 77 amino acids.
UGUCCUAAAUCUGCCGUCAGGGGGCGAUGAUGAACUGAGGACUCACACUGUACUCAUACAAAGAUCGAAGAAGAAGACGACGAACCGAGGCGGAUAUAAUCAUCCAAAAUGAUCGGAGAUCUUUUAAUUUUUGGCACUCUGCUCAUGAACGCCGGCGCGGUGCUCAACUUCAAACUGAAGAAGAGAGAAACGCAGUCUCAAGGGUUCGGCGAUGAAUCUGGAUCGUCCAGCACUGGUGACAACAUCAGAGAGUUUUUGCUGAGUCUGCGGUACUUUCGCAUAUUCAUUGCUCUUUGGAACAUUUUCAUCAUGUUUUGCAUGAUCUUAUUAUUUGGAUCAUAGAUUACAUUGAGGAUCACUACAGACCGCAUCGGGUGGAUUUAUUGUGAUGGGUUUUUUAGUGUGGGAAGCCUUUAAGUCUUAUCCAACGUCUUGUAAGACGUCUGUAUAUUUUGUACAGAAGUGUGUAUGAUUAACAUUGCUUUUACUUUGUGAAUCAAAUGGGGAACACAUGGGAACUACAUUUGUUUAUAUAUGGUUUAAAGCAGGGCAGUGCAAUCGGAGAGGAGUUUGAGUUGUCUUUUCCUAGUACCCUAUACAAAUACUAGCAGUUGUCUUAGUGGAUGUACCAUUCACCAAUGUAAAACCUUUGAGAAGCAAGCUUUGUAAUGUUCAUAAAAUAAAAAAAAGCUACUGCUUGGUUAACAUGAAAGAAUGCUUUAAAACUGUGUGCAGUAGAAUAUUUAAUUCUGGUGUGUUAAGUGCAUAAAGUACAAUUACCUUAAAAAAAAAAAAAAAAAUUCCAACAUCUUUAAAUUCCUGCAUUUUAGACACUUAACCUACAGUGAUCAUUGUUGCAUUUUAAUAUUGCUCAAG